AUGCAUGUAGACAGCAAAGUCAUCCCCGACAAAGAAGCCCUGAGGAUCGGCCUAAGACAGAGGAGGAAAUGUCCUCAAUUCACCAGCGACACCUGCCCAGGUCCCCCUCCUCCCCGUUGUCCCCGACAUUUCUCAGUCCCCCGAUCCCCCUCGAGACCGCCCGCCACCCCGGGCUCUAGCUCUACGUGCUCUCGGCCUCGACCCCCUCUGGGAACCCCCGAUCCUGCUCCCUCCGCACCCCUGCCCCCACCCAGGCGGCCGUCGCCCCGGCGGUCCCCCGGGCCCAGACUCCUCGCGCUUGCCAGGAACGCCAGCCGCGGCCACUCUCCGCCUCCUCGGCGACCCCCCGCAGGCCGGCCACUUGGAAUUCUGCCUUCUCGGCUCUACCUGUCCGGCGCCCUCCCAGCCUUGGAGCGCAGGCCCCGCGAGGGCACAGCUCAGGCUUCCUCCGCCAAAGGCCCCGCGCCGCAGCCUCACCUGCUGCCUGGUCCUCUGUCAGCGCCACCGCGACACGGUUUCUUCCUGGGGCAUGAAAGCACCGGUUCCGCGGCCUGGGCGCGCUCGGCAGGGCAGGGCGGGGUACUAGCUCCAGCGGCCGCCGCCACCUCAGUCCGCUCUGCGCCUGCGCCGCCUCGCGGGCAGGGUCUCGGAGGGGCGCCGCCUACAGCCAGGAGCAAUGGCCGGAGCGCGGGCCCGCGCGGGUGCCUCCGCGCUGUGAGCCGUCUAACAGUGCGGGCGGCGGGUCGCCUAGGAACUGCCCGCGGCGCCUCCGUCCCAAGACUUGACCGCCAUGUUUCUGUUCCCUUUUUCUCCCCCGCCUUCCGCCCCUUUCCACAGAACAGCACUUUCCUUUCCUCCUCCCUCUCCCUUUCCUCCUGCGGGGGCGGGUGGAAAAGGGCGGUGGGGGGGAGAAGGCGUGGAGAGGAGGGGGCGGGGCGGCGCUCAGGCCCCGCCCCCGGGGUCCGAGGCCCCGCGGCCACCGCUCCCCUCCCCCGACCCCUGCGCGACCCCGGCUGGGCGCGGGGUCUGAGUCCUGUGGGCCUCCGAGUCCCUCCUCCGCGUUCGCGCGGCCGAGCCUGCACAAACAGAGCUGGGGAGAAAGCGCUCUGGAGGUCGCUGUGCACCCCUUCCUGCGGGGCUCAGCCUCGGCGUGUAAUAUGGGUUUAUUGCCUUGGCCUCAGGCAGGUGGCGGCUUCUUCUCUCCGAGUUUUCAAAGACAGGGAAAGUGAUGUCGAGUGGCUGAAGGUUACUGAGGACAGUGCCGGGAGAUACGUGAAGAUUCCUUCCCUGGGUGGGAGCUGGAAUUCCCACGCAUGAGUAGGGGGCUCUGGGACCCCAGAGAGACCGGCGCGCUGGCGCUUCCCGAAACCCCUUGGCUCCAGCGCACCAUGAUGAAAUGAUAAAAGACUGUGACUUCAGUCUUGAAUUCUCUGUCUCAUCCUCUUGGAUUGCUUGCUCUUGGGGAAACUAGCUACGAUGCCAUCAGAUUUCCUCGUGAUUUAAAUUAGAAGUGGAUCCUCCCCAAACUGAGCCUCGAGAUGAUUACGGCCUCAGCCAACGUCUUGAUCGCAACGUCCUGAGAGACCCUGAUCCAGAUCACCCUGCUAAGCCACUCCCGGAUUCUUUACUCACAGAAACUGUGAGGUAAUAAAUGUUUCUUCUUUCCAGCUGCAAAA
Molecule: messenger RNA, 1676 nt
Organism: Macaca mulatta (Rhesus monkey)
Lineage: Eukaryota; Metazoa; Chordata; Mammalia; Primates; Cercopithecidae
Source: RefSeq, a predicted model, not a curated record